UGGGCUGCUUCCUGCGGAAGUGGCUCGGAGGCCGUUGUGCCGGCGUCGUGUCCCUAGCUCCGCGGGGCGGCUUUGUGGGGGUCUGUGCCAACAUGGCUGACCAGGACCCCCGCUACCCCUGCUCCUCGAUCGAGGACGACUUCAACUAUGGCAGCUGCGUGGCCUCCGCCAGCGUGCACAUCCGAAUGGCCUUUCUAAGAAAAGUCUACAGCAUCCUUUCUCUGCAAGUUCUCUUAACUACGGUGACAUCUGCAUUUUUUUUAUACUUUGAUUCCAUACGGACAUUUGUACAUGAAAGUCCUGCCUUAAUUUUGGUGUUUGCCCUUGGAUCUUUGGGUUUGAUUUUCGCCCUGACUUUAAACAGACAUAAGCAUCCCCUUAACCUGUACCUGCUUUUUGGAUUUACACUGUUGGAAGCUCUGACUGUGGCCUUUGUUGUUACUUUCUAUGAUGUGAAUAUUGUUCUGCAAGCUUUUAUACUGACAACUGCAGUAUUUCUUGGUUUGACUGUAUAUACUCUACAAUCUAAGAGAGACUUCAGCAAGUUUGGAGGAGGACUAUUUGCUGUUUUGUGGAUUUUGUGCUUAUCAGGAAUCUUGAGGUUAUUUUUUUACAGUGAGACGGUGGAGUUGCUCUUGGCUGGUGUAGGAGCCCUUCUUUUCUGCGGAUUCAUCAUCUAUGACACCCACUCACUGAUGCACAGGCUGUCACCCGAAGAGUACGUAUUAGCUGCCAUCAGCCUCUACUUGGAUAUCAUCAAUCUGUUCCUGCAUCUGUUGCGGAUUUUGGAAGCAGUUAAUAAAAAGUGAUUGAAAGCAGUAUGUAGAAAUGGAUUCACUAAUAAAGUUUGAGAUAUAAUUAA
This is a messenger RNA of Camelus dromedarius (Arabian camel), 862 nucleotides long. It is a transcript of the gene TMBIM4, whose product is annotated as transmembrane BAX inhibitor motif containing 4. Lineage: Eukaryota; Metazoa; Chordata; Mammalia; Artiodactyla; Camelidae. The record is from RefSeq and is a predicted model, not a curated record. The coding region runs from base 93 to 809 and encodes 238 amino acids. The transcript is spliced from 7 exons. Gene Ontology annotation, biological process: negative regulation of apoptotic process.